This is a messenger RNA of Striga asiatica, 2418 nucleotides long. The record is from the annotation of a GenBank genome assembly. Lineage: Eukaryota; Viridiplantae; Streptophyta; Magnoliopsida; Lamiales; Orobanchaceae.
GAGCCACAAAUCACAAAUUUGAGCAGGAACUUUACGAGAGAGAUGAAAAAUGAAAAUAGAACCCUAGACCUCUGACGAAAUCAAGUGAUUACAACCGUACGCACCGCACCGUAAAAAGCCAAUGACCAAACCCGACGGCGUCGCGCCGGACGCGACGACGGACGGCGGCGCCUCCCCCUCUUGGGGCACCUGGGAGGAGCUCAUCCUCGCCUUCGCCGUCAACCGCCACGGCACCGCCUCUUGGGACUCCGUCGCCUCCGAACUCCAGAAGCGGACCUCCGACCCCAGCCUCCCCCUCACCGCCCACGACUGCCGGUCCAAGUAUCUCGACCUUAAGCGCCGCUUUUCCGUCGCCCCCAAUCACGAUUCGGACGGCGGCGGCGGCGGCGGAGGAGACGUUAAAUCUGGCGCCGAAGAAUCCGCCGCGCCUCUGCUGGAAGAGCUGAGGAGAUUGAGAGUCGCCGAGCUCCGGCGGGAGGUGGAGCGUUACGAUCUCAACAUCGAGUCGUUGGAGUUGAAGGUGAAGAGGAUGGAGGAGGAGAGGGAGAGGAGCCUACAGGAGAACAGCGCGUCGGAUCUGGAGAACAAGAAUAUGGAGGAGAAGCGAAUCGUCGAUCCGGAGGCGGAGGCGGAGCCGGGGGGCAGCGGCGGAGGACCGGCCGUCGGGGAGGAAAUCGACAAGGACCAGUUAUCGGUGAACGAAUCGAACUCCACAGAUCCCGAGGCGGAGAAGCCGAAAACCGGGGAGAAAGCGGCGGAGCCGGCCGCGGAGGGGGAGGGUCUGGAUCAAGCCGGGCAGACGAGACACGAGCCGGUCGAAGUAAAAACCGAACCGGAUCGAAAAUCGGGAGGGGAGGAGGACUCCUUCAACGGCAGCUCGAACAGCAUAGAGAAAUCCGACCGGCGGGGGAAGAAAAAACCGGUUGGAUCGCCGUCCGAGUCGGACGGCAGAGAGGAAGCUGCGAAGGAGAGCUCUGAUGUGCAGAGCACGGCGAGCAGAUCGAGGAAGGAGGAGGAGGGAGGUGGUGGUGAUAAGGUGCGGCGCGGGAACACAAGUGGCGAUGAGGGUGAACACGAGGAUCAAUCUCGUGCCGUGAAAGAAUUGUCCGCCCAAUCGCAGCCGUUGAUUGACUUUCUCCAAGUCCUUCGGGCUCACAAGCUCGGCUCCAUGUUCCAGCGCCGGCUCCGUAGCCAGGAAAGCUCAAAAUACCAGAAGCUAAUCCUCCAGCACGUGGACCUGGAGACAAUCGAGAAAAGGGUGCGGCAAGGACGGUACUCGGGCUCACGGGCCAAGUUCUUCCGCGACCUCUUACUUGUCGUCAACAAUGCCCUCGUCUUCUUCCCCAGCAACUCCCCCGAGUCCAAAGCGGCCCGCGUGAUUCGGGCCCUCGUCUCCAAAGAGAUGUCCAAGUCCAAGUCCGAAUCCUCCUCCGGUAAACAAAUCUCUCUCCAGUCCCUCUCCAAGAAAGACAAAUCAGCCGACAACAAUUCGAAUUCGAAUUCGCUGAUGCUGAAACCGAGGCUACCUGGCUCGCUAACCGUUUGCCGCAAACGGAGCUCGAUCUCGCUCACGUCCAACAAGAAGGGCCAGUCCUCGUCGAGCCCCGCCAAUGAAAAGGUUUCCAAGAGUCCCGAUGAGCCGAAAAUCACUAAAAAACGGACGAGGGAAAACCGGUUGUCUCCCGCAUCCACCACGAAAACAAACGCCAAGAACAAUAAUAGUAGUAACACGACAAAGCAGCAAGAGAAAGGAGGAGGGUCGAGCUCGGAUAACAAUAGCAACAGCAAGAAGAUGGCGGAGUCGAAAAAACAAAAACGUAACUUCUUGAGCCGGAUGAAGCAAGGGUCCAACAACGGGGACCUUCUCGAUGCCCUCAAGAACACGCCGCUGACUGGAGAGGGCACAGACAAGAAGAAAGGCGUUGUGGAGAAGAAGAAAGAGCAAGUCACGAGGUCGAGGCUGGCCAAGGAGAAAGGGAGUCCCGUGAAGAAUGUCGGCCGCCUGCCAAAAAGGGCCGCACCGCCGCCCAGGAAGAGGAGUGAGAACGAGGCUCCGAAGAAGAGAACCAGGAAAUUGUAGAGGAUUUGGGAGGGGUAGGGGUAGGGGUAGGGGUAGGCCAAUAUUUGUACGCUACCUAGUGUAUGGAUGGAUGGAUUGAUUCGUGUUAUUUCCUUUUAUAGGUUGGGCUUUUUAUUUUUUUUCUUUCCAUUCUUAUAGUUUUGCGUUUCUUUUUUCUAUUUCUCGGAUUUAAAUCUUUUGACAGACUGAAAUUCCGUUUUUGAACCCACUUACUAGUGUCUGCUUUUUAUGUGUGCUGUAUUUAUAAGACUAAUGGAGCUUGGACUUGGGACAAGUGAAGGCUGUGUUAAAAUUUAAUAGUGGGUAUGUUAGCUUUGGUAAAUUCUGAUAUGGUCCAA